AUGCUCUUCUGUAUGAAGAUACCAUCGGCCAUUAUAUUAUGGAUAGUACCGUUACUGCUGAUCCCUUUGUGUUCUGCGAAUAGUAGAAACAGCAGCAACAAGGUGAGUUUGAUUUGUUAAAUUUCAGAUAAUCGGGACUUGAUAUCAGUAAUUAAUCCAGAAAGUUAAUGAUCGUUGACUGCAUUUUUCAUUUGCUAGAAAAAAUGGAAUAAAAUGAAAUGGAAUCAAUGAAAGUAUGAGUCAGAAUGAUUGUCGUAACAUCCGGCGCCGUUUUCAACAUUUUUUUUUGUGAUACGUAGUCAUGUUUUAAGCAUCAGUUUUAACUAUCUGAAUUAUACAUAGUAAUGGUAGAAUUUAUAAUCGAAAUGGAUAGUCCCCUAGUCAAAUAAUUUAAAUGCACAGGAAAUGAAUAGUUGAAGAAUAAUAAAAUGAUCAUUAGUAGUUGAAUUGUUGCUCAACUGAAUGAACGAACGAUGGAGUUGAUAUACAUAUAUAUAAAUAAGUGAAUCUAGCAGUGAGAGUUAUGUAGUGUCAGAGGCGAAAAGAAGAGUCCUUCAAGCGUCUUGUGCUAUUGUACUUAGCUUAUAUCUGCUUUUAUCUAUUAUUGUUAUUAUUAUUAAUUAACAUUUAUUGUCAAUUAUUUAAUUACUUAUUCUUCAAAGGCCAUUUAAGAAACAAACAUCCCCAAGAAGUGCAUUAACUCCAAAUUAAAGAGAAUGAAUAAUGCAUUGAUCUUUUUUUUAUUUCUUCCCUUAAUUUCCUCAACAGAAUUCCCAACAUGGCUCUUGUGGUUACUCUCCGUGUUCACCCUGCGCACCGGGGAUACCGGGCAUCCCAGGAAGCCCGGGACCCGCGGGACCAGUUGGUUCAACAGGAUCACCAGGGAAUAACGGACCCGAAGGACCUAUGGGUCCACGAGGAGUCAAAGGCGAUGAAGGACCCCGUGGAAAACAGGGACUUCCAGGCCCCAGGGGAGGUACAGGG
Molecule: messenger RNA, 984 nt
Organism: Porites evermanni
Lineage: Eukaryota; Metazoa; Cnidaria; Anthozoa; Scleractinia; Poritidae
Source: the annotation of a GenBank genome assembly